Messenger RNA from Syngnathus acus (greater pipefish), 3369 nucleotides. It is a transcript of the gene ctif, whose product is annotated as CBP80/20-dependent translation initiation factor. Gene Ontology annotation, biological process: regulation of translational initiation. Gene Ontology annotation, cellular component: cytosol. Gene Ontology annotation, molecular function: translation activator activity; RNA binding; protein binding. Bases 306 to 2318 code for a protein of 670 amino acids. The transcript is spliced from 14 exons. Lineage: Eukaryota; Metazoa; Chordata; Actinopteri; Syngnathiformes; Syngnathidae. The record is from RefSeq and is a predicted model, not a curated record.
UCAUCGCUGCCAGCAAACCGGACCAGACGUCACAUUCCUGCAUUCCCUUUUACCCCUCCGGAUUUUCUACGUUGUCGUUAACCCCAUUGCUAACCGGCUCCCGCUUUUUAUACAUUUCUUUUCUUUUAAACAAACACACUCAUGACGCGGCAGGAUUUAUGCGUGAAAGGUGGUGAACCCGGGUUUUAGAGACACCUCAAUUCGGGAAUAAAUGGCAACGAGAAGGAAUGAGGGGGACAAAGUCAACCCAGCAAUUUUGAACAAUAUCUAAAACUCGGUGACAUCAGAGGCGUCACACCGGUGUGAUGAAACCUGUGUGCAAGGGAAUACCAGAAAUGUCACUUUCGUCUCCUCACUGCCCACCUGCCGCCGUCUCGGUUGUCAUGGAGAGCUCAUCGGUGGCGUCGGCGUCAUCCGAGGCCGGCAGCACACGCUCGCAGGAGAUCGAGGAGCUGGAGCGCUUCAUUGACAGCUACGUGCUGGAGUACCAGGUGCAAGGGCUGCUAGGGGACAAGGGUGACGGAGACUUGGAUCUGGACGAUGGCGGCAAGGUGCCACAGUGGACAGUCAACUGCAAUGACUACAAAGAUGACAGCUGGACAUCAUCACAGGGGAGAAAUUCCUCCAAACCAGAUGAAUGGGAGCACAGCAGUAACGGCAGCUCAAGUUCCAGGCCCAGUUCCGGGUCUAGACCGGGUUCCGGCUCUCGGUCUGGCAGCAGGGGUCGAAACAAUCAGUUCAAAGGGUCCACCAAGAAUGGAAACAAAGAUGUGGCCUUUGACAUCCUGGGCACAGACAUAUGGGCGGCUAACACAAUGGACUCGCGUGGGGGUACAGGUUGGGAUGUGCAGCCGGAGAAGCUUGACUUCAGUCAUUUCCACAGGAAACACACAAGGGCUAUGCCAAAGCACCUGCCGCACAUCGACCGCGAAGGAAUGAGCAAGACUAAGUUUGAGGAAGACGAUGGCUUAGACUUAACUGACAUAGAGAAGUUCCUGCCCCAUCUUUGCUCUGUCUUCCCACCCCUUCCUAAUGAGGCUGAGAUUGCGCACACCAAAAAGCUCUUCCGACGCAAGAGGAACGACCGACGGAGACAACAACGAGCUCAGGGAGGAAGUAAGAACCAGUCUCCAUCACCGCAACACCAGUGGGAUCAGCAGUCACCCAGCCCAACAGAAGCAGGAGACAACAGAAACAACGGCAGGUCGCCUCGCCAGUAUCAAGGCGGACAUGGGCAACGUCAGGGCGGACCCCCGCACGGGUACAACCAGAACCGACGCUGGCAUCCGAAUCAGAAAGGUCCGGGACAACAGAACCCCGCUGGUACAGACAGAGGAGUGCCUCUGAGAGCAACCAAAGAGACAGAGAAUGUAAAAGUCACAAGCGACAAGCACACACGACAGAUGGAGGUGCCUCGGGACUGCGAGAGCCCCGCUGACUUUCCCAAGGCUGAGUCAGCGCUGGACACCAACGCCUUGUCAGACGUGACAGCUGGCAAAGAAAGCCCCGGCUGGCCUGGCCGGGGCCAGUCCAGGGAGCCCCCAAUCAGCUUGCUGCAGUCAUCCAAGGAGAGGCUGCAGAGGAGACUAAAGGACAAGGAGGAGGCGCUGGCGGAGGUGUUGGGCACACCCAGCAUGGACCGCCUGCUGAGACUGCUCAACAGCAUGAGGAGCAACAGCAGCGGCGUGGAAGAGCAGCUGGCCUCCUUCAUGGAGGAGGCGCAGAGUUCAGCGCGCUCCGAAGAAUCCCUGACUCAAGUCGUCGGCACCAUCUACGACAAAGCCGUUUCGGACCGGAGUUUUGCCGCCACCGCCGCCAAGCUGUGUGACAAAAUGGCGCUCUUUAUGGUGGACGGGACCAAGUUCAGGUCCCUGCUUCUCAACUUGUUGCAGAAGGACUUUGUUCGCCGUGAAGAGCUGCAGCGGUCGGACGUGGAGGUGUGGUUGGGGUUCAUCACUUUCCUCUGCGAGGUGUUUGGGACAAUGAGGAGCAGCUCUUGGGAGCCUUUUAGAGUCUUGGUGUGUCCCAUCUACACUUGCCUGCGAGAGCUGCUGCAGUCCAAAGACGUCAAGGACGACGCCGUGCUGUGCUUCUCCAUGGAGCUGCAGAGCGUCGGGCGCCUCUUGGAGGAGCAGCUGCCCGAGAUGAUGACGGAGCUGCUCGCAGCCGUGCGCGACAAGAUGCUAAGUCCGGCCGAGUCGCCCCUAAGCCGCUCGCUCCUAAUGGAGGUAGUGGAGCUCCAUGCCCACCGCUGGAGCCCCCUGGAAGCUCUCACCACUCAGUACUAUAACCGAACCAUCCAUAAACUUACCACCUAGACGUCAUGUUUCUUUCUGGACUCUUGGUAAAGGUGUCUGGGCCACUAGGGGCAGCGUAGGACAGCAGCUUGUCCGUUGGGAGUCGAAAUGUUAAUAGGGGGUGGGGGGGCGCGCUUGUGUCUUCAUUGUCAUCCGCCCCCUCCUCCCAUUCCAUCCUCCAGCCCUCGUGGCUGAUAAAAGACAGAAAAUGGAGGCAGGGAGCAGACAUGGUGCUGUCUGUCUGCGCCGUCUGCGCUCCCCUCCGCAGGGACCCCCGGGUCAGGAGGUCUCGCGGCGGGACUCCAGCACGCCUACAGCAACCCCCCCCCCCACACACACCCUUUGUCUCCCUCCCUUAGCAGGAAGCCUUUUUUGUAGGGAUGAGACAGCGGGCCUGCUGGGCCAGGCUGGGCUCGGGAUAAGGAUCAGGCUGGCUAGAGUAGGGUGGCAGAUGGCGGCUUGAGCCCUUGUGACACACACAUACAAAAACACACAAUCAACACUUAGACACACGUGCACGGCAGCCCGCCACCACGCUCCCCGAUGGAAAAGAGGAAACGAGGGGGGUCGUCAGCAUUAGAGGAGCAUUAAAAAAAACACAUAAUGCCGUUAAACCUUUUGUUUUUGUCUCGCAUGCCGUGCACAUCCACAUUCAAAAUAACCGUUUUUUUAUAUGUAUUUAUUCUAAGCAUUUGAUUUUAAUGUCUUAUUUUUAAAAAAAAGUCUUAGUGACACACUGAAAAGUAAUAAAUGCUAACUUUAUGAGAAAAAAGUUGUGAUAAUAUAAGAAUGAAUUUUGGAAUGGUGCGUAAUUACAAGUUGCAUUUGUUGUAAGAAUAUCGCAAAGUAGUUAUUGUAGGAGACGGAAGUUGUAAAAAGAGAAUCUAUUUGAAAAACUACACAUUAAAUGCUCCAAAAAAAUUAUAAUAGCAAAUUGAGGUUGUAAUAGGAAAGACAUGUUGUAAAGCCACAACAUAAACUUGCAGGCAAAUUUAUAGUCUAAUGAUAUGAAAUGUAGGAAAGUGAGAAAAAUUGAUGCAGAUAAUUGUGUAAAAAGUCAGUGUUUUCAAAA